GGGCGUGGGCGUGGGCGUGGGCGGGGGGGGAGUGCACGCGUGGCUGGGGCGCCCGGGCCGCCCCGGACCCCGGCCUCCUCGCGCCCGUGUCGCCCCUUGGAUCCGCUCCCGGGACGGGGACCCGCCGGGCGCGGCCUACGAAGAGCGAGAAAGCAAAAGUGUUCCCCCUAGAAAAGAGCUGAAGUAAUGAGAAGACACCAUGGAGGCUCAGUCCCACAACUCCUCUGCAACCACUGAGAAGAAGAAAGUUGAGAAUUCCAUUGUGAAAUGCUCCUCCAGAACAGAUGUUAGCGAGAAAGCGGUGGCCUCCAGCACUACUUCCAACGAAAUGUACGGAGACCUGCAUGGAAGCUAUUCACAGACGGGAAUAUACCAUCAAUGGGAUGCUGUAACAGAGGAUGAAAGUCCUGGACAGAUCUAUCACCGAGAGAGAAGAAACGCCAUCACAAUGCAGCCACAGAGUGUUCAGGGGCUCAGCAAAAUCAGCGAGGAGCCUUCAACGUCCAGCGACGAAAGGGCCUCGCUGAUCAAGAAGGAGAUCCAUGGGUCCCUCCCACAUCUGGCAGAGCCCUCCGUUCCUUACCGCGGGACCGUGUUCGCCAUGGACCCAAGGAAUGGUUACAUGGAGCCUCACUACCACCCUCCUCAUCUAUUUCCUGCCUUCCAUCCUCCUGUCCCAAUUGAUGCCAGACAUCACGAAGGCCGUUACCAUUAUGACCCAUCUCCUAUUCCUCCGUUGCAUGUGCCUUCUGCCUUAUCCAGUAGCCCAACAUAUUCGGACCUGCCCUUCAUUAGAAUUUCCCCGCACCGGAACCCUGCCGCAGCGUCUGAGUCUCCCUUCAGCCCUCCGCACCCCUACAUCAACCCUUACAUGGACUACAUCCGCUCCCUGCACAGCAGCCCAUCCCUUUCCAUGAUCUCAGCAGCCCGGGGGUUGAGCCCCACAGAUGCCCCCCAUGCUGGAGUCAGCCCCGCGGAGUACUAUCACCAGAUGGCCCUGCUGACUGGACAGCGCAGCCCCUAUGCCGACAUCCUUCCCUCUGCGGCCACUGGUGCAGGGGCCAUCCACAUGGAAUACCUUCACGCCAUGGACAGCACCAGAUUCCCCAGCCCUAGGCUGUCAGCCAGGCCGAGCCGGAAACGCACACUGUCCAUAUCACCACUGUCAGAUCAUAGCUUUGACCUUCAGACCAUGAUAAGAACAUCUCCCAACUCCCUGGUCACAAUCCUGAAUAAUUCCCGUAGCAGCUCUUCAGCGAGUGGUUCCUAUGGCCACUUAUCUGCAAGUGCAAUCAGCCCUGCCUUGAGCUUCACCUAUCCAUCUGCACCUGUCUCUCUCCACAUGCAUCAACAGAUCUUAAGCCGACAGCAAAGCUUAGGCUCAGCCUUUGGACACAGCCCUCCACUCAUCCACCCAGCCCCAACUUUUCCAACACAGAGGCCUAUUCCAGGGAUCCCCACAGUUCUGAACCCCGUCCAAGUCAGCUCUGGCCCUUCCGAGUCUUCACAGCAGAACAAGCCCACAAGUGAGUCUGCAGUGAGCAGCACUGGUGACCCAAUGCACAACAAGCGAUCCAAGAUCAAGCCUGAUGAAGACCUCCCCAGCCCAGGGGCACGGGGGCAGCAGGAACAGCCGGAAGGAACAACCCUAGUCAAGGAGGAAGGGGAGAAAGAUGAAAGCAAACAGGAGCCUGAAGUCAUCUAUGAGACAAACUGCCACUGGGAAGGCUGCACAAGGGAGUUCGACACCCAGGACCAGCUGGUGCAUCAUAUCAAUAAUGACCAUAUCCACGGCGAGAAGAAGGAGUUUGUGUGCCGGUGGCUUGAUUGCUCCAGGGAGCAGAAACCCUUCAAAGCCCAGUACAUGUUGGUGGUGCAUAUGAGGAGACAUACGGGCGAGAAGCCUCACAAAUGCACUUUUGAAGGUUGCACAAAAGCCUACUCAAGACUAGAAAACUUGAAAACACACUUGAGAUCUCACACUGGAGAGAAACCGUAUGUCUGUGAGCAUGAAGGUUGCAACAAGGCGUUCUCAAAUGCCUCCGAUCGUGCCAAGCACCAAAACAGAACACAUUCCAACGAGAAACCAUAUGUGUGCAAAAUCCCAGGCUGCACCAAGCGCUACACGGACCCCAGCUCCCUCCGGAAACAUGUGAAGACUGUGCAUGGCCCUGAGGCGCACGUCACCAAGAAGCAGCGAGGGGACAUGCACCCCCGGCCCCCACCCCCCAGGGAUUCUGGCAGUCAUUCCCAGUCCAGGUCCCCUGGCCGGCCGACUCAGGGAGCCCUCGGGGAUCAGAAAGACCUCAGUACCCCUACCUCAAAGCGGGAGGAAUGCCUCCAGGUGAAGACAGUCAAAGCUGAGAAGCCCAUGACAUCUCAGCCAAGCCCUGGUGGUCAGUCUUCAUGCAGCAGCGAACAGUCCCCCAUCAGCAGCUAUUCCCACAGUGGGCUCGAGCUUCCUCUGACCGAUGGAGGAAGUGCUGCAGACCUCAGUGCCAUCGAUGAAACCCCGAUCAUGGACUCGACCAUUUCCACCGCCACCACAGCCCUUGCUUUGCAAACCAGGAGGAAUCCAGCAGGGACCAAAUGGAUGGAGCACGUCAAACUAGAAAGGCUGAAGCAAGUGAAUGGAAUGCUUCCGCGACUGAACCCCAUUCUACCCCCCAAAGCCCCUGCGGUCUCUCCUCUCAUAGGAAAUGGCACACAGUCCAGUAACAACUGCAGUUCGGGCGGGCCUGUGACUCUUAUCCCAAACAGAGGCGACUUCUCCGGGGUGGACCUCACCAUGCUGAACACGCUCACCCGGAGGGAUAGCAACACCAGCACCAUUAGCUCAGCCUACCUGAGCAGCCGCCGCUCCUCGGGCAUCUCCCCGUGCUUCUCCAGCCGCAGGUCCAGCGAGGCAUCGCAAGCCGAGGGCCGGCCCCAGAAUGUGAGCGUGGCUGACUCCUAUGACCCCAUCUCCACUGACGCCUCACGAAGGUCCAGCGAAGCCAGCCAGGGCGAUGGGCUGCCCAGCCUGCUCAGCCUCACACCUGCCCAGCAGUACCGCCUCAAGGCCAAGUAUGCCGCGGCCACGGGAGGACCACCACCCACGCCGUUGCCACACAUGGAGAGGCUGAGCCUGAAGACCAGGAUGGCCCUGCUUGGAGACAGCCGGGAGUCCGGGGUGACCUUGCCUCCCGUGCCCCCUCCCCGGAGAUGCAGCGAUGGGGGUGCCCACAGUUAUGGCCGGCGCCACCUGCUCCCACAUGACGCCCUGGGGAACAGUGUAAGGAGGGCCAGCGAUCCAGUGAGGACGGCCUCAGACAGCCUGCCACCACCCAGGGUCCCACGCUUCAGCAGCCUCAACAGCUUCAGUCCUCCAUCUGCCGAAAAGCGGAGUCUGGUGCUGCAGAACUACACUCGGCCUGAAGGCAGCCAGCCCCAUCCCUUCCACGCGUCCCCCUGUCCUCCCAGCAUCACGGAGAAUGUCACCCUGGAGUCCCUGACCGUGGACGCUGAUGCCAACUUGAACGAUGAGGAUUUCUUGCCUGAUGACGUGGUGCAGUAUUUAAAUUCCCAGAACCAAGCAGGGUACGGGCAGCACUUGCAGAGUGCUAUCUCAGAGGACAGCAAAGGACCCCACAGGCUGGGCGACUUUGACCCACCUGGGCUGCCAGACAACCAGUUCCAUUCCCUGGAGCAGACGGGCACAGAAGGCAGCAAAAGUGACCUGCCCAUUCAAUGGAACGAAGUGAGCUCGGGAAGCGCCGACCUGCCCUCCUCCAAGCUGAAAUGCGGCCAGCGCUCUGCAGGGCAGCAGGCUCGGGGCUUCGGGCUGUACAGCAGCAUGGUGGUUCCCCCACAGAACCCUUGGAGGGCUGGCCUGGGCCUGGCUGGGGGAUAUCAGGGCCUCACGGACAAUGGCAGCACCUUCAGUAGUGGCCCGGAGCAUCUGGCCAUCCCUGGUGACACCAGCACCAGUCCCGGGGGAAAUCCCUUCCACGCACAGCCCUAUAAGGCCCAGCAGUAUGUAAAUUGUCUGGCCAGGCAGCCAGCUGCCCCUGGGUCACUAGACAGUGCCUCCGGCACUGGGGUUCAAGGGUCCAAGCUGAAGAGUGCCACCAUGCAAGGGAAUGGGGGUCCCCUGGAUUUUGAUGUGCCGGUGGCACCAAAUGAGUCAACUCGCAUCACAGUGAGCGGCAUGCAGACCCCAGACCCGAUGGGACAGGGCUGCCUCCCUCACCAGCUCCUUGGGGAUGGCGUGCAGCAGCACCAGGGGGCAGGCCGCGCCGGGCAGCAGGUGCUCCAGCAGGUCAGUGCUACCUCACACAUCAGCUCCUACCAAGGGCCAGAGGGCUGCCUGCCCGGGACCCAUGGCGUCAGCUGCCAGCCGUCAGGCCUGGUAGGGGUCAGGGGCUACCAGCCCUGUGCCGGCUAUGGGGGCAGCCGGCGGCAGGCUGUGCCAAGGGCCAGCCUCACACUGCAGCAAGGACAACUCAGUGACAGGAGUCAGACCUGCAGGGUGAACGGCAUCAAGACAGAGAUGCCUGGGCAGCCCUCGCAGCUCUGUGCAAAUGUGCAGAAUUACUCUGGUCAGUUCUAUGACCAAACCAUGGGCUUCAGUCUGCAAGACACGAAAGCUGGCUCGUUCUCCAUGUCUGGGGCCAGCUGCCUGCUACAGGAGGCCGGUGCCGAAAACUCUGAGUUACUCUCCCCAGGUGCUAACCAGGUGACAAGUACCGUGGACAGCCUCGACAGCCAUGACCUUGAAGGGGUGCAGAUCGAUUUCGAUGCCAUCAUAGAUGACGGGGACCACGCCAGCCUGAUGUCAGGGGCCCUGAGCCCGAGUAUCAUUCAGAACCUUUCCCAUAGCUCCUCCCGCCUCACCACGCCUCGAGCCUCCCUCCCGUUCCCAGCUCUGCCAGUGAGCACCACCAACAUGGCGAUCGGGGACAUGAGCUCUUUGCUGACCUCCCUUGCGGAAGAAAGCAAAUUCCUUGCGGUUAUGCAAUAGGCAUUAGGCAAGAAGGACUGCAAACAGAUGUAAAGCUGUAGGAGUUGAAAGAUUGAACUGACUUCAUUUUGGCUGGGUUUUUAUGUGUGUGGCUUUUUUUUUUUUUAGUUCUGUAUGUAUUUUAGCAAUCUCAUCUCACUUAACUGGGAUGUGUUUCAAGUAUAUUCCUUUUAUGCAAAAGGACUCUGAAAACCCCUAAGGUAUUCUAGGGAGAAACUGUCUUCCAUUUCAGUUUUGAAUCAGUAUUGUUACACUAAAACCACCCUCUUUUCUUUUUUUAACUGUAAACCCACCCUUUUUUUAGUAAACCUAUAUAAAUGCAUUAUGUGCAGGUUCUUUCUUUUAGAAGAGAGGUCAAAUUUGAAAGGGUUUGACACGGUUCUCUAUUACUCCAAGGAACUAGGAGUUGUGCUUGUGACCACAGGGUUACAUGUCCAGGCUUUUAGUAAUUUUCCUUUACAUAUGCUCAAUGUCUUGGGUGUGUGUGUGUGUGUGUGUGUGUGUGUGUGUUUUGAAUUCCCACAUUGGGCACAAGAAUCAGAAUAUGGAUAGUGAGUUUGAGAAUCGUUUCAGGAUGGACAGAUGGAUUUUAUGUGCUCCCAUCCGCAGUGUAAUUCAGGGCGUACUCUCGACAGUGGCACAGAAGUGGACAGUUGGGGCUCUUGCAAAUGAAAUCCUUAGCUCAUUCUUGGUGUUUUCAGUUCUUCGUGUCUGUAAGUGUGCUUUGGGUGGGUUUGUCGAUAAAAUCAGUUCUCAGUUAUCUCUCUUCCUUCAUUCUGUACCUUGAUGAAUAUUUGGGGCUACUUAGCACUGCAAUGAGGGGGGACAGGCAGUUGGUGACAGUCAUGUUGCUACUUUUAUCUGUUCUACUAAGAAGUUAGAUAGAUGAUAGAUUGAAGCAACUGGGUAGAAUUAGUUUGGGGAAUAUUUGUGGGUUGGCUGUAUUGAUUAGUUUCAUCUCUUUCCCAUCUGACCUCAAUAACUGAGAAUUGAUUAUCUGUAGCUCUCUCUCUAUAGGUAUUUAAACAACCCCACAACUGGCUAUACAUUAAUGUUUAUUAAUUCCAGUAUCGUGAAGGAGCCUGUCUAUUCUAAGUGGCUUAUUUUAAGGGAUCUUUAAAACUUAGUUGUAAAAGGAAAAGCUCAUAUACAUUGAUAUUGAGACUAAAUCGGUUCAACCAAUUCUAGCAUUUAAGAACAGGAAGGAAGAUAUUUAGUAGCUGUGCAGGUACCAUUGUUUACAUUCUAUCCACUGAGCUCUGCAUGCAUUUAGGAGUUCAGUGUUACACACAGUUCUUAAUAUGGACUGGUAUCUGUGCUUCUGUUUUAGGUGGAAACAUUUAAAGAUUCAAGAAGUACAGCUACUUCCCAUGUGCAGUUAAUACACACGAAAGCCAUGCUGUGUGUGCACAAAGAGUACAUGGAUUAUCCAGCACACUACUUUAAACAUGUGUAAACUAUUAAAGUAUUAAUACUCAAACUAUAUGCAGUAUUCAACCCCUGUUAAUCCUUGGAGUUCAAUUUAUCCAGUGAUUCAUGAUCCAGUUGUGUGGGUUUUUCCCCCUUAAUUCCCACCGUUUAAUUUACUAGUAGACAAAAGUCAAGUGAAAGAAAGUGCUACAGAAAGACUACUAGCAGCAGCCCAUUUUUCUCAUGUUUACUUUCUCCAGUUUGAGCCAAGAAUCGCAGCAUGGAAGUAAAGUUGCCAUGCAGGACUCUGUGGCUAAGACUGUGAGGUUUGCUUUCAACUCGAUUCUCCUGGCUCCAGCAGAGUUACUCUGCGAAUCUUCCUCUGCACCCUGCCGUCUUCCCCAGGGAGCCCCUUUUAAAUCAAAGGAUGUAACCCAUUUGGAAUAGUUCACAAGCAAAAGGCAGCACUGAUCUGAGCUCCUGAGAGUAGAAUCUCUACCACUUUUCAUCUAAAAAGCAAGACUUUUCGUCUCUUCUUCAAAACAUGUCACCUCUCCAUAGUAUCAGCCCUGCACCCCUGAAUGUCAUUGUCCCAAGUAUCUCGAGCUCCUGGCUCUCACAUGCUGUUGGAUUUGGCCCAAGCUCUUUCUUACCCUGGGUUUUCCCCUCUGGUUUCAGGUUAUCCUCCAGGUUUGUCUCUUUCUUUAAUUUUUCUUUCUCAUCCUUGUUUACCUUGCUGCUGCCCUUUGGAUUGCAGGAGACACUUUUCAACUCGAUACUGCCUUUUCUCAAUGUGGACAUUUCAGAAGGAAACAAGAAAGGAGGGAGGGAAGAAGAAAGUGAACUUUCCCUGGAUUUCAGCGAUCUGCAUGGCCAUGCAUUGGAAGUAAAGUCUUUUGAGGUCACUUAGGAGUACCCAUGGGGACAUGGGAUCUCUGUACACCUGCUGCCUCCUAUCAUGAGACCCACCCAUGGCCUCCAGCCUUCUCUCCAGUUCUCUGACCUAUGCAUUUAGGAAACUACAUAGCACUGACUCACUAAGGUCACUGUUUACUCUUUAAUAAAAGAUGCAGGCUCAUACAUGGUACUCUUGUUUAACAUCUGUUAAACUUGUUUUUAUCUUUGCAGCCAUUUUUAUUUUUAUAAAGAAUGGAUUAAACCACCCCCUGCCCCUCACACAUUGGCUCGUCAUCUUGAGCCACUGAGUUUUGAUUCUUGCGAUAUAUGUGCCUUAUUUUAUGUUAAUCUUGUCAAUGAGCGGGACCAGUUGGUGUCACCCAGCCGACACUUGCAGGCCGUGUGCCUGGCGUCUGGCGAGGAGAGGGAGGGCGUGCAGGAUCGGAGCCAUCUGAGCUGUCCGUAUCCUGGUUUCCUGUGUUGCUUUGAACUGAUAGGAGGAUGUUCUUUUCUGACAAGCUACCCUUGUGGAUCCUGCAAAUGUGUAAGAUAAAAUAAAGUUCCUUUUUUUUACCUUUUUUAGAUUAAAAAAAAAAAUGUGUAAUCCUUUUUAAAAAGAAACACAUGUAAAUACAUUUAAGUAUUGUAGGCAUAGUGUUUGGAUGUGACCAGGCCGGACCUUCCUUGGAGAAACCUGCAGCCCCCGAUGCUGUGUGCCCAGCUCCACGCUGGGGAGCUGCAGCCCAGACACACGUGAACUUGACUUUGGCUUUCAGAACCACUUAGUCCUUUUGUAACAAAGAAGAAAGAAAAACAAUGUUUCUUACAAUGUCAAUAAAAAC
Messenger RNA from Heterocephalus glaber (naked mole-rat), 8151 nucleotides. RefSeq names its product GLI family zinc finger 3 (gene Gli3). Gene Ontology annotation, molecular function: DNA-binding transcription factor activity, RNA polymerase II-specific; RNA polymerase II cis-regulatory region sequence-specific DNA binding. Gene Ontology annotation, biological process: regulation of transcription by RNA polymerase II; smoothened signaling pathway. The record is from RefSeq and is a predicted model, not a curated record. NCBI's taxonomy places the organism in Eukaryota, Metazoa, Chordata, Mammalia, Rodentia, Bathyergidae. Gene Ontology annotation, cellular component: nucleus.